This is a messenger RNA of Manihot esculenta (cassava), 869 nucleotides long. RefSeq lists its product as uncharacterized. The transcript has 3 exons. The coding region runs from base 44 to 532 and encodes 162 amino acids. Lineage: Eukaryota; Viridiplantae; Streptophyta; Magnoliopsida; Malpighiales; Euphorbiaceae. The record is from RefSeq and is a predicted model, not a curated record.
UGUCUCAAAGCCUAUCUGUUUUUGUGUAUUCCAUCUAAAAAGCAUGGCCCUUUCCCUCUCAUCCAAAACCAAAGCCUACCUAACCAGCUCUCCGGCACGAUCAAUCCCCCGCUUCUUAGCUCUGCGUGCCCAAUCUAAUACUCCUUCCCACCCCAACCACAUCGAUUUCUCAGAUGACUCCUCCUCUACCGACCCUUCCCUCCGGAAACUCGAGGAUGCCAUCCACCGGAUCAUCGUACGCCGCGCUGCACCUGAUUGGCUCCCUUUCCUCCCUGGUUCCUCCUACUGGGUCCCACCUCCUAGAUCCACCGCCGGAUCCCUUGGGAUUGCCCACUUGGUUGAGAAGCUCGCCAAUCCAUUGACCGAUGAGGAGUCCCUCUCCAUGACCACCGUCAGAGGUUGGCCUUCCUCCGAUUAUUUUGUUAAAGGUUCACUUCCACAUUCAAUGGAGUUGACUAUAACUUCAAACAAAGCAGCAGAGACGGAGGCAACUUCCAAUAAUACUUCUAAACCUGAAGAUGAGGAAGGAUGAAUUGUGCGUCUAAAAGAACUAGCAUCUGGGCUCAUCUAGACUUGUAAAUUUUAUGUAGAACAAAGACUCGAUAGACUUGAAAUUUCACAAACUGCAUGACAAUUUGGUCAAAAGGAGGGAGCUGCACAGAUGCAACCUGGUGACGUAGCAAUUAUUUACCUUGAUCAUUGCUACGCUCGAAACAUGUAUUAGUGGCUUUGGUUGAAGCGCACGUUGUAUUAUUUUGUAUCUCUCUGGCUUGCUGAAUAUUUGCUGUUCUGAUUGUAGUUCACUUGAUAGCUUCCCCUUGUACAUAUGCUUUCAAGAGUAAUAACAAUGGUGCUUCUGUUCUUACUUA